Molecule: messenger RNA, 372 nt
Organism: Bacillus rossius redtenbacheri
Lineage: Eukaryota; Metazoa; Arthropoda; Insecta; Phasmatodea; Bacillidae
Product: actin-related protein 3C-like
Exons: 3
Coding region: 1-372 (123 amino acids)
Biological process (GO): Arp2/3 complex-mediated actin nucleation
Cellular component (GO): Arp2/3 protein complex; actin cortical patch
Molecular function (GO): actin filament binding
Source: RefSeq, a predicted model, not a curated record
AUGGCCGCGCGGGCCCCCUUCGGGGCGCGGAAGGCUAACGUGAUCGGGAGCUGCGUAAAGCGCAUCCCGAUUGCCGGCCGCAACAUCACGUACUUCAUCCAGUCGCUCCUGAGGGAGCGGGAGUUCCAGAUCCCCCCGGAGCAGUCCCUGGAGACGGCCAAGGCCAUCAAGGAGCGCUACUGCUACAUCUGCCCGGACAUUGCCAAGGAGUUCGCGAAGUACGACUCGGACCCGUCCAAGUGGAUCAAGAAGUACGACGGCAUGAACGCAGUCACCAAGGAGCCCUUUGUGGUUGACGUCGGCUACGAGAGGUUCAUGGGACCGGAGAUAUUCUUCCAUCCGGAGUUCCGGGAGUUCGGAGAGUUCGCGUGA